Messenger RNA from Rhodamnia argentea, 771 nucleotides. RefSeq lists its product as uncharacterized. NCBI's taxonomy places the organism in Eukaryota, Viridiplantae, Streptophyta, Magnoliopsida, Myrtales, Myrtaceae. The coding region runs from base 1 to 771 and encodes 256 amino acids. The transcript is spliced from 8 exons. The record is from RefSeq and is a predicted model, not a curated record.
AUGAUUGAUGAGCACAAGUCAAAGAUACGUAAAAUUGAACGAGCUCUUGAAGUGGCUAAGGAGGAACUACUGAAGGCAAAGAUUGAAGCUGCUUCAAAGCAUAAGGAGCUGACUGAGGUUCAUGGUGCAUGGCUCCCACAUUGGCUGGCGGUACAUCUUUCUCAAUUUCAGUCCUUCAUUGUGUUGCACUGGAAUGUACAUGGAAAACCUGUGAUGAAUAUUAUUAUUCAGAACGCCAUGGUGAAGAUUUCUCAAUCUGCAAAGUGGGCUGAACCUCACCUUGAGACGAUGAAGAUGGAGUGGAUUCCAGCAUUAAAGGAGCACUACUUGACAGUAGAAACCUCUUUCGAGCCGCAUCUGCAUUCUCUGGCUACAAAAACCCUUGAGGUUUAUGAGUCAUCUAAGAGUGCUCUGGCUCCACACUUGAUUAACGUUGAGGAAGUUGUCGAUCCCUAUUACCAGGAAGUGAAGAAGUUCAGCAAGCCACAUAUCCAUAGCAUUGGUGUUGUGACAAAACCUCAUGUUGAUAAACUAAGGUUGACCUUGAAGCCAUACACAAAGGAAGCGGAUCGUGUCUAUGGGAAAUUCUUAAAGUCUGCUUCAAGUUAUCAUCAUCAGGUACAAGCCGUUAUUAAAGAGACACUGAGAAAGCAUGAGUUGACAACACCGCUUGCAACUGAGGAGUUUGCGGGGUUUGCGGUAUGUUUUCAUGAGUUGCUCUCUUAUCACAGUUUUUCACAUUUUUACUGUGAUAGUGACUUCCCUCGUUAA